AUGGCCUCAGACACCAUCCCCAUCCUCGACCUCUCCUGGGCGGACGACCCAACUCUAAAGCCCAAGCUACUACAACAACUGCAGUCCGCACUCUUCGACGUAGGAUUCCUCUACAUCAAGAACCAUGGCGUCGACUCUUCCACCAUCUCAGCUCUCACAGAUCGCUUACCCGCGCUGUUCAAUCUCCGGGAAGAAGAGCGAGCGGCAAUGAGUAAAUUGAACUCGCCGCAUUUCUUGGGCUACUCUGGUUUUGCCGAGGAGACGACGCUUGGAAAGCAGGAUUUGAGGGAGCAGUUUGAUAUGGGGACUGAAUUAUCUGUUGUUUGGCGGGAUCCGAGUCAUGUUGUUGGGCACAAUGUGGACGGGAGUGGUAAUGUAGGAAGUGAAAGGGACUUUGCGAAGAUGUACUGGCGUCUGAGAGGGCCGAACCAGUGGCCUUCGGAGGAGUCAGUCGCAGGGUUUCGAGAGGCCUUCACUGCGUACCAUGAUGCUGUGCAGGAUCUGUCGUAUCGAUUCGUCCAUCUAAUCGAGGAGGCAUUUGGUAUACCAGUGGGGACUUUCGACCACUUCUUCGGCCGCGACCUGCUGCCAUCAAAAGACCCGUCCACCAACGGCACCUCGAACAGCCCUCAAGCUCACACCUUCCUCCCACCCCAACACCGCAUCAAACUCCUCAAAUACCCACCUUCACCCGCCACUCCGGAAAGCAAGCAAGGCGUCGGCGCCCACAAAGACAGUUCCGGCUGGCUCACCUUCCUCUACCAAGUCAGCUCCCUGCCAGGCCUUGAAGUCCUCUCGAGCAGCAACACAUGGAUCCCUGCACAUCCAAUUCCGGACACCUUCGUCGUCAACUUCGGGAACGCCUUCGAAGCUGCUACUGAAGGUGCUGUAAAAGCGACCACCCACCGCGUGAUUGCGCCCGGUCCGGAUGCGGAAACGAGGUACUCUGUACCAUUCUUCCAGGGGCUGCCGUUGGACAUGACGGUCAGUGAGGUGAGAGGAUACAUCCCAGAGCAUGUGAGGAGGAUGAGAGGGAGCGUGAGUGGGGUAGAGAGUGAAGCGCAGAGUUUUCUCGAUUCAAGAUGGGAUAGCUUAGGGGAGAGCCAGUUGAGGAAAUGGGUAAGGAGUCAUAGAGAUGUUGCGGAGAAGUGGUAUGGGAGGGAAGUGUUGGAGUAUUACACUUCUUGA
Messenger RNA from Saxophila tyrrhenica, 1188 nucleotides. RefSeq lists its product as uncharacterized. NCBI's taxonomy places the organism in Eukaryota, Fungi, Ascomycota, Dothideomycetes, Mycosphaerellales, Extremaceae. Gene Ontology annotation, molecular function: 2-oxoglutarate-dependent dioxygenase activity. The transcript has a single exon. The record is from RefSeq and is a predicted model, not a curated record. The coding region runs from base 1 to 1188 and encodes 395 amino acids.